UGUUUUCCUCUUAUACCCCUUACUGUAACCCGCCUUCUCCCAUGGGUUCGGUCCGUCCUUUAUAUAACAAAUGGACGAAGACGAAGCAGCUGGAGGAGAGCCAUUGGUAGGUAGACAACUAUGUCGCGAAGAUCGAAGGAGUCGUCCCCAUAGUCCCAUUCCCAUACCAACACACAUCUAUCUCUAUCUCUCAUUCUCUCUGUGCGUAAGAGGAUUAGGAAGAUUGAGGAGACUGCUCAGCCAAUGGAUCCCUUGGCCCCUCUUAAUUUCUACGAUUUCCUUGAUCGCAUGCGUCAUCCUUCUGCCGUCGACCUUGUUCGUUCCAUCAAGAGAUUGUGAAUUGCAGCUUCAUAGUAUCUUUCUCAUUUAAUGCCUACGAUGCGGAGAGGGAUAGCAAAAAGCUACAAGAUUUCCUUGUGUCCAUGGAGUCUAUCUUUAGAGAUCAUCCUUUAUGGGCUGGUGCAACUGAAGAAGAAAUUGACAACUCUGUAGAGGGCUUGGAGAAGUAUCUGAUGGCAAAACUGUUCAACCGGGUCUUUGCUUCAGUACCUGAGGAUUCCAAGCGUGACAUGGAGAUAAUGGAAAAAAUACAAUUACUGCAGUCUUUCAUUAAACCAGAACACUUGGACAUACCUAAAUAUUUCCAGAAUGAAGCGUCUUGGUUGCUUGCUGAAAAGGAAUUGCAGAAAACCAAUGCGUUCAAAUCUCCACGUGAGAAACUUCUCUGCAUUUUCAGUUGUUGUCGUGUUAUCAACAAUUUACUGCUAAAUGUGUCAAUGGCAUCAAAUCACAAACCAGCUGGGGCUGAUGACUUUCUUCCCGUUCUCAUCUAUGUUACUAUCAAGGCAAAUCCUCCUCAGUUGCACUCAAAUCUUAAAUACAUACAACUUUAUAGGAGGCAGUCCCGCCUUGUGUCAGAAGCUGCAUAUUAUUUCACCAACCUGGUUUCCGUUGAGGCGUUCAUCAUUGAAUUAAAUGCACAAUCCUUGUCAAUGGAUGAAAAUGAGUUUGAGAGAUGCAUGCAGGCUGCAAGGUCAUCCAUCGCCAAGCAGCCACCUCAAUCCGCUACAAUAAAACGUGGUACUUUCCAAUCCAAUGUACUGGAUCCCGUGAUUGGGCAGCAGAUCUUUGAAGCCAAGGUUCAUGAUGAAGCCUAUCCCUUUAUGGACGCAGAGGUUGGUGACUUAAAGGUCGACGAGGUUGAGCUUCUGCUCCGCUUGUACAAGGAUGUGGUAGUCAAAUACUCGAGGUUGCGUGAUGCAGUAAAAAGCCUUUCAUUGGACAAGGCGUUGACUCUCGUUGCAAUGGACGAGCGGUCACAAUUAACAUCCAAGCAUGAGGAAACCAGCAGACCAAGAUGAAAGAGGCGCACUGACAUGUCUGAGAUGAUCGCGCAACUAGUCCGCUCACUAUUUACAACGUUGUCUCCCACUAUUCUCAGAUGGCGGAACAUCAUCCGACUCUAGAGAUUGAUAAGCCCCGAGCUUGAUCUGGCCCUCGCGGUUUGCUUGCAGCUUCCUCCUCCAAGGUCCCGUUUCUGGCAACAACUGCACUUAUUGCAAACAAGUUUUGCUGAUCCUUCAAAAUCUGGAAUAGCCACACUGAGUGUGGUGCCACAACCCGCAACAUUCGUUGUCCAUCAUCACCCAUGAAACUUCAUCUGACUUUAGAGAUUGAUAAGCCCUCGAGCUUGGCUCUGGGCCUUGCA
Molecule: messenger RNA, 1708 nt
Organism: Nymphaea colorata (pocket water lily)
Lineage: Eukaryota; Viridiplantae; Streptophyta; Magnoliopsida; Nymphaeales; Nymphaeaceae
Product: vacuolar protein sorting-associated protein 9A-like
Exons: 7
Coding region: 423-1361 (312 amino acids)
Biological process (GO): vesicle-mediated transport
Cellular component (GO): cytosol; endocytic vesicle
Molecular function (GO): small GTPase binding; guanyl-nucleotide exchange factor activity
Source: RefSeq, a predicted model, not a curated record